GUCUGUCACUGUUUUUUGUUGUAAAUUGUAAUCUCAGGUUGUAAUCGGUCAAUCGUUGUAGUAAAGAGUAAAGCAUAACACGAUAAUUUCCACAGUUAAAUUUUUUUCAACAUCAUACGUUUCGGGCAUCAAAAUUACCCGUUAGUUUAUAGUUAUUUAUGAAAGAACAUUAGUUUUAAGUGAACUACGUCUGUCGUUAUCAGUGUUCGUAGCACACGCGUCUUCCAAAUAAGUGUUAAUUUUUAUAUCAUAUUUUAAAAUGGUUGAGGCUAGUAAACUUUGGUUCGAAGCUGCGUGCAGUACUUGCAAGUGCCAUGAACUUAUACACCCAUGGACGUACCGAUGUACAGAUGCUACGAGAACUAUGUUGAUAAGUUGUAUAAAAGGGAGCUAUAAAUUCUAUGCCAUGGUCUAUCUUAUACAAAUAUUAAUGAGAGGUAAAAAACUUGGGAAGAAGGAAAUGCUAGAACAAUUCAAGUUAUAUUUAAAAUCUGGAAUAUUUGGGUUGACUGUAGGCAGUUCCUUUGUCACAUUGAACUGCAUAUUCAGAAAGCUGUUCUUUAGUGAGUUCUCGUAUUAUAACACAGUGCUGUUACCAUGCACAGUCAGUGGACUAGCAGUGUUCUGCGAGCCACCAUACAGAAGAGUUAUGGUGCUCAAUCUAUUUGUUAAUCUGGUGUUCGAGUACUGGGUAAGGACGUUAGAAAUGAAAGGCUGGCUGCGGCGGUCUCCAGGCAAAGAGACGUUAGUCUUCAUGCUUGGUAGCGCCCUCUUCUUCUAUCUUAUGCGGUUAGACAGAGACAACACCAAACGGACGCCUUUGUUCUGGUUCUUCACACCUCCACGUGUAUCGAAAGAAGUUGGUGAGCCAAUGACAGGCAUCCACGGCAGGAGCCCGGCGUGCCCACACAAGGAACCGUGCAUCAAUUAUGUUUUAAAGGGUACAUUGCAACUCUUCGGUGUUGGAUGCGCAAUGACCAUGUUGAGGACGCUGAUCCCCAAAAUAUUGACGCCAGUGAAAGCAUUCAAAUCUUUGAAGAUGUCACAUAUGAAGCUUGGACUGUUCUUCGGAGGAUACAUCGGUAUUUAUAGGCUAGUAGUGUGCUUACUAUGUCGGGCGCACGGCAAGGACAGCGCGAUGUACGCGAUACCGGCCGGCUUCCUAUCGGGACUCGCCUUCAGAGCGUCACCGUCCUUACCCAUCUCGUUAGCGCCUGUCACUUCUUCCUUACAAAUCCUAGGCUCAUGGGGUUACCAAAAAGGUAUGAUCCCCGAAAACUGGCCUCUCGUUGAGAUCCUGUACUGUCUGUGCCAAGGCCUCUUGUUCCAUGCGCGAGUGAUGCACGAAGACGUCUGUCCGAGAUACAUCAUCAACUUGAUGCACACCGUUACUAGUUCCAAGGCCGACGAAAUCCAGUCAGCAUUUAUAAAGAAAAUGAUAAAGUACGCUUCAGGUUAGUUAGAAUUUUAGACAAAUUUAUUUGUGUAUUAUAAUUUAUGAGACAUUUUAUGUGACGGGAAUAUUCGACGAAAUAUUCAACUUAUUUGUAACAAUAGUUAAAGUAUAGAAAUUGGAAGUACACAUAAAUGUAAGUGUUAUGACAAAUAGCCACCUGUGAUAGUGUGUGUGAGUAACUUGCGCUACUGUAGUGUUGAUGCGCAAACUUGCGCUAAGUAUUGCGCAAAGACAAACGGCAAAAUACUCGAAUAUAUGAUGAUAUUGAAUAGUAAGAGCACGAAUGAUGUUGUAAUGUGACUUAGAAGACACGUCUUUUUGCACCUUAACAUACUCAGAAUAAAGUUUAUUUCCCUUUCGUCCAGUAUUCCCGUCUACAUUUUAUUUAGGUGCAAGUCUGUGAUUUAUGUUAAAGCGGAUGUUUUGCGGUACAGGGUUUUAUUUUAAAUGGGUAUCGUUAAAGGGUUGGUGUUUACGUUAAAUGUUCCAGUACUUCUGUAACACAAAAUAAAGAGGCAAAGAAACAAUCGCAUGUAAAAACAGUAUUAUGAAUUUAAUUCCUACCUCAUUUACUGCUCGAAUUUCAUCUUUAAUUCAAUUAGAUUAAGAUUGAAAUUGGUAUUUUGACUGUAUAAUGUAUGCAAUUGCAUAUUCAAUAUACCUUUUAUCGAAUUAUCAAUAGAAUAUUCCGUCUGAAUCUCUUUACCAUAUUAUUAUAGUCACAUAAAGUGCAAGUUUACUUUGUUAUUUUUGCCUCUUUAUUUUGUGACAAUAACAUUAAUUACAUAGGAUAACUAUUGAACAUAAGCCGGUACCAGUUGACCUUUCAUUGCCUGGUAAUACUGCUAAAUGUGAGAUCUACUUAUACUGGGAAAACAUAACUUGAUGUUAUUUAUUAAAGAACGGUGUGUUCUUAGAAUGAUAAUAAAAUAACUAAUGUCUAAGCUUACAAAAGCUGUUUAAUACAGAGAAUGUAUCUCUAGCUAGAAUAUGAAAAGCUAUAAAAAAUAACGAAAGAGUGAAAGAACGGAGAGUACCUAGACAAGAACUCAUGCGCAAUGUAAAAAGUAAUUGGUGCAUUUGAAAUAUAUAAGCAAAUAUUACGUCACAAAUGUUGUAUGUACAAGAAUGUAAAAUACAGUUGCGUGCAAAAAUAUAUACCCAUAUAGCUUGACAUUUAGUGGCGAUGGUGAUUCACUGACAGUCGUACUCAGAGACAUUUAAUGAUUACUUAAAGUAUUCUUUAGUAACGAUUUUGUUCCAAAAACGAUAGCUAUAUAUACUCUAAGUACGGCGGUUAGUAAUUUAUGGAUGUAUCUUUAUUUUUGCACGACACUGUAAACUUAAUAUUUUGUAAGUUAUUUGGAUGAAGUUAGAAUAUUAUUGUAAUGACUUAUGAGACAGAUAGUUAAAUACUAGAGACGUUAACGAAAUGUUUAUGCUGUAACUGCUGUACUCAGAGACAUUUAAAUUAUUCCUUAGUAACUAUUUUGUUCCCAAAACAAUUCCUAAGGAGUAGGUUAAGUAACCAUUAAAUGACUCUGAGUACGGCGAUAAGUCCUAAGUACAAAACAUGAAAAUAAAGCCUUGAUGAAGAUGUUAUUUCACGUAAAUUGUUCACAAAUGACAAACUUGAAUAAAAUAAUUUAUCUAAUACUAUGUGAAUAUCUACUUAAAAUUAUUUUAGUAUUGAAGGACAGUUGAUUAACCGAAGUACAAUUUUGGUAUUUAGGAGUGGUGACGAUAAUAAAAAAAAGGUAUCCCUUUAUUUCAUCGACUAAAUAAUGAGGAUUCUAAGAGGUAUUGUAUUUGUUUUAGUUUGAACUAAAAUACCGUAAUCAAACAAUUAUUUAAAGGAUUUAUGAAAGAAAAAUAAUCGUUUACAAACGAUCUGAAAGUCAUUGGGGUGCACAUAAAGUCAUAAUACAGUUAACAAGCAUGGCUCCGGCACGGCGUUUUUUGUUUUAGACACAAAUACAAAAAGGCUGCAAGCGCACUGGCAGCGCGCUUACCACCCUUUUUUAUUGACGUUACGAAAUAUAUCAUACGACAUACGAUUUAAAGUUCAAUUUUAAAUGACAAUUUAAUUGCUGGGUUGGAGCUGUGCUUGUAAAAUGUGUUAUGUUUUUUAUGAUCAGCAGUGGACGUCUCGUGACUCGAAUGAUGAUGAUGAAUAUAAAAAUAAUAUUGGAAUUGAGUGAGCAAACUCCAGUGUUACAAAUAUAAAAUAUCCGUUGCCAGAAUUAGAAGCUAAAUUGAACUUUAAUGUAAGUAAAUUAAGAAGUAUAGUCGCGUAGCAAAUGAAUAGUGCUUAUAAAUCAGUGCCUGGGUGAUGAUAAUAUUAGUGAUCACUUUUAGGUAAAUGUUAACUAACAACGAAUAUUAAAGUCUAAGGGUUAUUUAUUUGGUACUUGUGUGAAUUAUAUUUGUUUUGCCCGAAGGUAUAAAUAUCGAGUAUUGAUAUCGUAGGAAAAAGUCAACAAAUGAUCCAUUAAUUUUAUUAUUACUUUCGUGAGACAUACUAAAUUUAAGUGAUCGGCUUACUGACGUAACUGUUUGACCAGGAACUUGACUAGUUUCAUAUUCAUGAGAACAUACCGAGGUCCACGACGCAAUGAUCCUUUUUAAAAUAAAACCAAACAGUUAUGUUAUUAUGAUUAACGUUGAAUGAUGCUAUAUCUGAAUACAUAAUCUGUAGUCUCCGAAGCGUGACAGACUCUUAUGUAUAGGUCUACAUAAAAUAUAAUUCACACAAGUAAAAAAGGUAUUUUAAUAGGCACAAAUUAACAUAGUUACCUGUAGAAUUCUAUAUAAAAAACAACAUGUUUGUAAUAUCAAUUGAUGAUAUAUUUUAUUUAUUACGUUAGCUUUGUAGAAUUUUAUCAAUUUAUUUAUAGAUUCAAGUUUGGGUGAGGAAAAGCAAUUAUUAUGAGUAAAUAGUUAAUAUUGGUUAACACCAAUUUACUUAGGAUUAAUGUCACAUAGACUCAAUAUGCCGUAAAAGUGUGCUAGAAAAGGUUUUAGGAUAAAUAGUUAAAUAUACAGUCAUUUUGGUUAAAAUUAAACUAUAAUGUUGUAACAUUGGACCAUACAUACACAUAAAUAAUUCGCCGUCUAACUUUACUCGAAUAAAGAUUUAAAAUAUUGAAGUGUAUUCUCAGAGUCCAAUAUUACACCGGCAGGUCCAAUAUGUCUUAGUAAAAUUGGUCCGAGAUGGUGUAAUAAUGGAUCAUAACAAAUUAGUUAAUUAUGUGGAAUGUCCAUCCGAAGUCCCAACUCACUAGAUAUUAAUUAAUAGUUACAACCGUGGUUCAAUUUUACCCAAAAUGACUUUAUUUAUAGGCGUUGUCUUAUUUUUACCAAAUCGCAUUUAUCGAUAUUUUAUAAAGGUGACAGUUAGGCUAGUGUUGCCAUAAUGAUAAAACUUUAUUCUACUAAUUUUCCAAUUAUUAUUAGAAUGUGAGCACGUUUCCUUUGUGCACGAAUAUUUAUUUGAAUUUUCACAUAUUGUAAGUGAUUUAAUUUAUAAGAUUUUUAUGGCAAUGUAUUUAAUGAUAUUAGGGCAAAUAUGUUCUCAAAUAGGAUUGUACUAAACAUGCAUCACAAUUUACUGACGACAGUAUACUUAGUAAACUUUAAAUAGUGUACAGUCUGCAUAGUUAUUUAAUAUAUGCAUGUAUGAAAAUAAUUUACUCAGCCAAGACACACACGAAAGAUAUGGCUUCAUUAAAAACCGUAUAAUUUACUGUACUGAGUUAACCUUUAUUUUCUUACCUGCAUAUUAUUAUCAAACUGGGCAGACUAAAUCAAAAUACUCCUUUUUGCUUUGACUACGAGUAGUUCUGGCCGUACUUCAUGUAUGUUCUUAUGUACCACGCCUGUUGUAAACCGUGUACAAUCUACACCACCUACCAAUAUCAUUGAAAUGCUCGACAUUAUUGUUAUAUUUUUGUAAUAAAAUGAUUUUGUAUUAAAA
Molecule: messenger RNA, 5432 nt
Organism: Spodoptera frugiperda (fall armyworm)
Lineage: Eukaryota; Metazoa; Arthropoda; Insecta; Lepidoptera; Noctuidae
Product: transmembrane protein 135
Exons: 9
Coding region: 260-1459 (399 amino acids)
Source: RefSeq, a predicted model, not a curated record